GCGGCCGUUGCGGCACUUUCCGCCAUGGGCGGGAACGUACCCGGCGCCGGGGUUGGCAAGGCUCCGCUCGGUCACCACACCGAGCACGCUGCCACUUCCCAGCACAAGGGAAAGAAGACGCGGAGGAGCAGGAGGAGGCCCGGCAAGGGCCCGCUGAUCGAGGAGGUGUUGGUGGAGGACGUCCAAGGGGAGGACGAUGAGUCCAGUGAGUGUAGAGUCUCGGCCUUCAAACGUUUGGGAGGCGAGGAUACCCGAGUGUCGGCAUUCGACCGACUCAACCGCGGACCGGAAGGCCGUCUAGGUGAUCUUCGCCGGCAGAUCUCUAAGGGUAGGCGAAGGAACGGUGAGGAAUCCGCGACCUCAGAUGCGCGCUCGGCGAGACCUGAGCGAACCGAAGGCCGAAGGGACGAGCAAACUCAGCGUCGCCAGAGCCCAUCCAGAACCGAGAGGACUAAGGUCCCUGAACGGGGAUUGACUGAGCUUGCGCGCGAGAUUGCCGAGCUCAAACGCCGAGUAGAGACAAAGUCCCCCUACAGCCAGCCCAUCUUGCGCACGGUAACCCCGUUUACACCGAGGGUGAUGUCAGUCCCGCUGCCGACAAACUUCCGUCCGUGGCAGAUCAAGGCUUACAGCGGGACGACGGAUCCCCAGGAUCAUUUGUCAAAGUUCUACGCUUCAAUGGAGGCGGCGGCAGCCCCGGACGAGGUCAAUUGCAGGUGCUUCCUCGCGACGCUAGAGGGGUCCGCGUGCGAUUGGUUCAACCGGCUCCCAAAGGGAACCAUUGACGAUUGGGAUACGCUGGCGAAGAAGUUCUUGACGCAUUUCGCGGCAAACCGAAGGCAGAGGCUCCCUUACUCCCACCUGCUCAACAUAUGCAUCCGCAAGGGAGAGAAGGUCCGCGACUUCAUAGUCCGGUGGGAGAAGGAAGCCAGAGACGUGCAUGGGGCGGAUGACCAAGCGUUGGUUGCCAUGUUCCAAGCAGCCCUCCCCCGCGGAGAGGUGAGGAAGGAGCUCCGCAAGAAUCCUCCCCCCACGUACCAAGAGACCAUGGCGCGCGCAAAGUUCUUAGCCUCGGAGGAGUUUGAUGACGCCAUGGAAUCCGAGGCCGCGCCGGCUAAGCGAACUUCAGUAGAUUCGGGAGAGGCCGCGAAGAAGAGGAAGAAGAAGAAAGACUAUACCGCGGGCCCGAGGACGCCCUCGGCC
Cuscuta campestris is the source of this 1203-nucleotide messenger RNA. The record is from the annotation of a GenBank genome assembly. NCBI's taxonomy places the organism in Eukaryota, Viridiplantae, Streptophyta, Magnoliopsida, Solanales, Convolvulaceae.